CCGGAUGUUGUAGGAGUGCAGCUGAUCCAGAAUGAUGAGUGCCGUGAGCAGACGUCACAACUCGCGGGGGCCAGCAUACAAGAAAGCUGCGUCGAAGAGGAAAUAAGUCCUACUCCACCACAACUCGAACUGCCCUGCCUGCUGCAGACCAGUGCUAGUGCACCAAAACUUCUUCGUCCGAAGAUGCAACUCGAUGGGGGAGGACCAGGACCAGAAGUUGUCACACCAGCAGGCCGCUUUGCUCAUGCUCCACAUCAAGACGAAUCGGAGUCGGAC
Messenger RNA from Amoebophrya sp. A120, 276 nucleotides. Lineage: Eukaryota; Dinophyceae; Syndiniales; Amoebophryaceae. The record is from the annotation of a GenBank genome assembly.